Molecule: messenger RNA, 2139 nt
Organism: Salarias fasciatus (jewelled blenny)
Lineage: Eukaryota; Metazoa; Chordata; Actinopteri; Blenniiformes; Blenniidae
Gene: adra1aa
Product: adrenoceptor alpha 1Aa
Exons: 2
Coding region: 569-2020 (483 amino acids)
Biological process (GO): positive regulation of cytosolic calcium ion concentration; positive regulation of MAPK cascade; cell-cell signaling
Cellular component (GO): plasma membrane
Molecular function (GO): alpha1-adrenergic receptor activity
Source: RefSeq, a predicted model, not a curated record
CUGAAUAUGCUCCCGUGUUCAGCAGGAGCAGCCUGGAUGCUGACUGAUCCCCACCCACCACCACCACCUCCUGAAAAGUGGCUUCCCGUUCUAAUUUUCAUAAAACUUGAACUUCUGGGCCCAAUCUACAGAUUUCAUUACAGAGAACAUGCGAAGACUUCCCAGAUUGUGUAAACCCAUCUGUCUGCUCCAUCUAUUAUGCAUUUAUUGUUUUGGAGCAGCUGCAUAAUAACAGUUUUAACAUCAGAGACAUUUUCAAGAUGGAUUACCUGAUUUCAACGCUGUAGGUUCCAUCUGCAUACAUUACACUUUCUCCUCGGUGUUUAUGCGUGUCUCUUGUUGUUUUAUUUUUCCUUGAUGCACUGCCAAUGUAAUGGCUCAUUUAGAGGAGGCAUCAUCAUUCAAAUUAUAUUUUGACAAGACUGACUUAAUACGGCCAUUAUUCUAAUGGCUUAUCUGAGAAGGCCCUGAUGUCCCUUUUUUCUCCCGUGGCAGACAAAGACCGGUGUGUUUCAGUCGGCCUUUUCUGCACAGGACAGUGUGGAGUCUCAGGGUAGCUGUGGAGCCGAUGGUUCCCGUGCUGGACAUGAUGACCCCGGAUCCACUGACGCAGAACUGCUCCAACUGCAGCCACGCUUUAGUCCCGGAGCUCAACGUGGUGAAAGCCGUGACGCUGGGCCUGGUGCUCGGCGUCUUCAUCGUGUUUGGAAUCGUGGGAAACAUCCUGGUGAUCCUCUCGGUGGUUUGUCACCGACACCUGCGCACAGUCACGCACUAUUUCAUCGUUAACCUGGCCGUGGCGGACUUGAUGCUGAGCUCCACGGUGCUGCCCUUCUCUGCCAUUUUGGAGAUCCUGGACCGCUGGGUGUUUGGACGUGUGUUUUGUAAUGUUUGGGCAGCUGUGGACGUGCUCUGCUGCACGGCCUCCAUCAUGAGCCUCUGUGUGAUCUCCGUCGACCGCUACAUCGGAGUCAGCUACCCUCUGCGAUACCCGGCGAUCAUGACCAAGCGGCGAGCUCUCUUUGCCGUGAUGCUGCUGUGGGUGCUGUCCAUCAUCAUUUCCAUCGGACCCCUCUUCGGCUGGAAAGAGCCGGCGCCGGAGGACGAGUCCAUCUGUAAGAUCACGGAGGAGCCGGGCUACGCCAUCUUCUCCGCCGUGGGCUCCUUCUAUCUCCCCCUGGCCAUCAUACUGGUCAUGUACUGCCGGGUUUACGUGGUGGCUCACAGAGAGAGCCAGGGUCUCAGAGAGGGCCACAAGACGGAGAAGUCGGACUCGGAGCGGGUGAUACUCAGGAUACACCGGGGAAACACCACCGUGUCGGACGACGAGGCCCUCCGCAGCCGAACGCACUUCGCCCUGCGGCUGCUCAAGUUCUCGCGGGAGAAGAAGGCCGCUAAGACCCUGGGCAUCGUGGUCGGCUGCUUCGUCCUGUGCUGGCUGCCGUUUUUCCUGGUGCUUCCCAUUGGUUCCAUGUUCCCCGCAUACAGACCCUCAGACACCGUCUUCAAGAUCUCCUUCUGGCUGGGUUACUUCAACAGCUGCAUCAACCCCAUCAUCUACCCCUGCUCCAACCAGGAGUUCAAGAAGGCCUUCCAGAGCCUGCUUGGAGUUCACUGUUUGACGACGACUCCCAGACUCCACCACCACCACCUGGGCGCGGGUCAGAGUCAGACGCACGGCCAGAGCCAGGCCCUCACCCUGGGCCUGGACAGCCGGGGGCCUCCCUGCCGCCUCAGCCCCUCCUCCUCCGUGGCCCUGUCCAGGACUCCCUCCUCCAGGGACAGCAGGGAGUGGAAGGUCUUCUCCGGAGGCCCCGCGGAUGGAUCUGGACCGGCCCAGACGGGGAGGGCUAAAGUGGCCAAGCUUUGUAGUAAAAGCUUCAGCCGGACCUGUUGCUGCAUCCUGGGUGGAGGGACGGAAGCCGAGGAGUCAAACUGCGCGCAGCCGCCUCCCGUCGGGAACCUUCCCACUAUCAAAAUCCACCAGAUGUCCCUGUCGGAAAAAGGAGAGGCUGUAUAACCGCUGUAAUCCUCCAUCCAUUAGUUACGACUCCUUUUUUUCAAGGUCACAGAUGAGAAUAUGGCUCUUUUAUCUGGGAUCGUAUCACAAGCACUGUGUUGGAGAUGUGGCUGCUUUAA